UUCCCUUGCAAGUAAAAACUAAGUUCUUAGUUUAUGAGUGGUGUUUGAUUCGUGAAUUCUUACAGCAUUUGAUAUAUGUCUGGGUGAAAUUCCCUCGACAGAUCCCACAGCAGGAAAAUGGAUGAAACUGAAGUUCUUUAUAGUUUUAAGUCCACAAGAGUGAGAGGAAACACAGAUGUGGCCACACCCUCUACAGAUGAACCCGAUUAUUCCAACGUCAACUAUUCAGAAACUCAGCGACCUGCAUCAAGCAGGCGAUCGGGGGUCACAUGGGAGCGAGUGGUCCUGCUGGUCCUCAGUGUUCUCCUGGCAGCUGCCCUCACAGCUCUUGGUGUAACCCUUCAUGAAAAUACUCAAACCAAGAAGAGUCUCCAAAAAUAUCAAGAUGAGGCAAAAAAUCUCACAGAAAUACUCAGUGGGACAGAACCGAGCAAAGUGGAGCAGCCGACUAAACCUCCUUCAGUAAGAGAUGAAACAUGUCCGAGGUGUGAGGACGGCUGGGAGCCACAUGGAGGAAAGUGCUACUUCUUCUCCUGGGUUACUUCAUCCUGGAAUAAGAGUAGAAAACAAUGCACAUCAAUGAGUGGAGACCUGGUUGUGAUAAACAACAGAGAGGAGCAGAGAUUCCUGCAGUCUAGACUUAUGGAAAAAAUGGACGAACGUUCUGACAAGUUCUGGAUCGGACUGACAGACUCAAAGAAAGAGGGUGAAUGGCUUUGGGUGGACGACACACGACUGGAUACAAGUUUGAUGUUUUGGCGUGAGGGCGAGCCAGACAACUGGUACGGGGAGAAUCCUGAUGGAGAGGACUGUGUGAGGAUGGGGGAGAAAGACGGAGCCACGAACCUGAAGACCUGGGACGAUCAAUCCUGCAAAUAUUUUCAAAAAUAUAUUUGUGAGAAACCAGAAAAAGCAUGCGGCUGA
Molecule: messenger RNA, 924 nt
Organism: Limanda limanda (common dab)
Lineage: Eukaryota; Metazoa; Chordata; Actinopteri; Pleuronectiformes; Pleuronectidae
Product: CD209 antigen-like protein C
Exons: 8
Coding region: 118-924 (268 amino acids)
Source: RefSeq, a predicted model, not a curated record